Scylla paramamosain (green mud crab) is the source of this 6938-nucleotide messenger RNA. RefSeq names its product GPI ethanolamine phosphate transferase 1-like (gene PIG-N). The coding region runs from base 234 to 3077 and encodes 947 amino acids. The transcript has 16 exons. Lineage: Eukaryota; Metazoa; Arthropoda; Malacostraca; Decapoda; Portunidae. Gene Ontology annotation, molecular function: mannose-ethanolamine phosphotransferase activity. The record is from RefSeq and is a predicted model, not a curated record. Gene Ontology annotation, cellular component: endoplasmic reticulum membrane. Gene Ontology annotation, biological process: GPI anchor biosynthetic process.
GGCAGCACUGCCGCCUGGCAGCCGUGAUUUGUUUACAAACAGAAGAAGCCGUGUCCACUAAGCUUUGCUUAAUUAUUUACUUAAGUAAUGUUGUGAGCGGAAGUAAACCCAGAAUCUUACACUAUUUUCUGUGUGCAAACUGAAGAGCCUCACAACAGUGUCGUCAUGCUUAAAAUGAUUCUGAAAUAGUGUUAAAAUAAUACAUUCUACGUAGACCCGUAAAACGUGGUGAAAUGUGGCUGUUUGCAGUUGGGUUCUUCGUGCAUCUAAUAUUUUUUUGUUCUGUGUUCGACAUAUACUUUCGGACACCUCUUAUUCAUGGCAUGACCCCGCAAAGUCACUCUCUUCCGCCUGCCGCCCGCAGAGUGGUGUUGCUGGUGGCAGACGGGCUUAGAGCUGAUGUGUUUUUUGACUACUCCAAUAACACCACCAGAGCUCCAUACCUCAGAUCCAUAAUUGAAAACAAUGGAACAUGGGGAGUGUCUCACACCCGGGUUCCCACUGAGUCUCGUCCAGGCCAUGUGGCAAUUAUUGCUGGCCUCUAUGAAGAUCCCAGUGCUAUUGCCAAAGGAUGGAAGGAAAACCCAGUUGAGUUUGACUCCGUUUUCAAUGAGAGCCGGCACACAUGGUGUUGGGGAAGUCCAGACAUUCUUCCAAUGUUUGCUGCUGGUGCUGAAAGGGAUCACAUAGAAGCGUUCAUGUAUAAAGCAGAAGAAGAAGAUUUUGCCAGUAGUGAUGCUUCCAGAUUGGACAAGUGGGUCUUUCAGAAUGUUGAAUCUUUCUUCAUGAAGGCAUCAAAGGACAAGACAGUUCAAGAUAUGUUGCAUGAAGAUAGGAUUGUGUUUUUCCUCCACCUUCUUGGACUGGAUACAAAUGGACAUGCCCACAAGCCACAUUCUAAGGAGUACAUGAAAAACAUUGAAACUGUUGAUGCAGGAAUUCAGAAAAUAGUUGAAAUUUUUGAAAAUUUCUAUGCUGACCAUCAAACAGCAUACAUCUUUACUUCAGACCAUGGCAUGACUGACUGGGGAUCUCAUGGAGCUGGUGACCCAAGUGAGACAGAGACGCCCAUUAUAGCCUGGGGUGCAGGAGUGGCAAUGCCCAAGGAUCCUUCAGAGUUUAAGGAGAAGAUGAUGUAUGAUGCCAGGGUGGAACGUUGGGGUCUAACUCAUGUAAGACGCCAUGAUCUUCAUCAGGCAGAUGUUGCACCCCUUAUGGCUUCUAUUCUCGGCAUACCUAUUCCAGUCAAUAAUGUGGGCAAGCUGCAUGUUGAAUAUCUAGCCACUUCAGAUGAGUAUAAAUCUGAGGCCCUGUUUGCUAAUGCCCGUCAAAUGUUGGCACAGUAUCAGCAGAAGCGGACACAGAAGGAGGAAGAGACAUUGCCCAUUUUUUACUGGCCCUUUACCAUUCUAACACCUGACAAGGAACUGGAGUUUCUUGCUACUAUUCGAAAUUAUUUACAAACUGCUCAGUUUGAUGCUGCUAACAGUGACAGCCAGCGCCUUAUUUCUGUGACACAACAAGGGAUGGACUACUAUCACAAUUAUGACCGCCUUGUCCUCUCCGUGCACAUAGCGCUUGGAUUUCUGGGGUGGAUUUUCCUCAUUGUGUGCCAUCUGUUAAAAGAUCACAGUGCUGUGCUGAGGAUGGCAGGAGGCACCAUUGAGGGUCGCAGAGUAUGGAGGUCUUCCUUUCUAAUGGCACUAGUGCUAGUGGUUUGGGGCAUCACAAACUUGACAAGAUUACUUGGUCAGCAUCACCCUUGGCAACACUACCUGUACCUGAUGACACCUGUGGGGUUGUGGGCAUUAGUACAUCAAAGCUGUGCUCCUCUCCGGGUGGCUUGGCUGCUUUUGUGCUCCUUCAACAUGGUGUGGGAAGUGGCUAUAAGGAUUCUCUUCGUAUUUGUUGGCAUCGAGAUUCUGGUCAUGGCAUUCUUCUUGAGGCCAAUGCUUUCUGUUGGACUGCUGUGUGUAGGGCUAUGGCCAGUUAUCAUGUACACAAUGCAAGGCACUGUUGAACGAUCCAUGAGGCUGGUGUGGAUUGGAGCCUGUGUCUUGCUUGCUUCUUUCACCUAUAUGCCAGUUGUGGGCAGAGAAGCAUACUACCCUAUGGUAGAGGUAGCUGGCUUAUUGGCAUUUAUGCUGGGAUGUAUUGGGAUCUAUUGGUGUGGUGGAGAGGGUGGAGGCCACAGACAUAUCCCAGGGGUAAUGUACUUGCAAGGUCUGAUGGUGGUAUGCACAGUGUACCUGGUACAUUCUACUGCCUCCAGCCUUAGCCGAAAGGAGGGUCUCCCAUUUGCAAACCAGUGGGCAGCAUGGAUUCUCUUAGUGUUGUCACUCCUGCUCCCGCUACUUGGCUCACAAAACAUGAUGGGACGGCUCCUGUCUGUUAGUACCUCGCUCUUCUGUCCCUUCUUACUGCUCUCCAUACGGCAUGAAGGCUUCUUCUAUAUUGCCCUUACCAUUGCCAUGUACCUGUGGCUCAUCCUAGAAUUUUAUCUUGCCGAAAAUAAUGUACAGAUUGCAAUGUUAAAAUUUGCCACCUGGUGCAGUGAAGCCCGCUUAGAAAAGGAGAGAGUCCUGGAGUGGUCAGAUGUUCGUCGUGCAUACUUCUUUCUAUUCUUCAUAGUCCUGGCUUUCUUUGGGACAGGAAACAUAGCCAGCAUCAACAGUUUUGAUCCUACCUUUGUGUACUGCUUUGUCACUGUUUUUUCACCGUUUCUUAUGGGAAGUCUUCUCCUGUACAAAAUCAUCAUCCCAUUCUUGCUGGUGACAUGUUUCUUCCACGCCAUCUGCUCACUUAUAAAGGUACCAACACGAGCCUUAUUCUACGUGUUCCUGGUGAUGUCUGACUUCAUGGCCGUCCACUUUUUCUUCCUCAUCAAGACAGAAGGAUCAUGGUUAGAUAUUGGAACCUCACUUAGCCAUUAUAUAAUCUCAAUGGCAACAACCCUCUUCCUUAUUCUUCUUCUUUUUAUUGCUAAAUUUCUAACCACUUUUCAAAUUGGAAAAGCAUCAACAGAAGGAGAAUGUGUUCUACCAAGGGUCUCUGUAGGAAGACCUCAUAGAGACUAAUUAUAGUUUAAGAAACAGUAUUUUACAUUUGUUUGUAGCGUGAAAUCAUGAUAAAUGUAAGUACAGUGGUGACCCCAGAAUCUGAAUGCCCUAUUGUUCAAACAAAUUUGAACCAAACCAUUUUUUCUUGAAAAUUUUGUCAUACAAUCCAAACACAUUUUCAGAAACUGAACACCAAUGUGGCAUGUAGGUUUGUUCAUGCAUCUUUCCUGCCUGUUCGACCCACAUCUUUGCACAAUGUUCCUUCAGUUUAUCACUAGUUUACUUCAUGUUUUCACCUUGAUUUUUUUUUUUUUUAUCACCCUUGUGCAUCCACCAUGGAUAAGUGAAGACAAAACACACACUCACACUUUCUGCAGUAAUGCUCCACUGUUGCAUCACAUUGGAUAUAAGGGCAAUACACAUGCUCACACAUUUUUAAAUACGGUGUUUUUUUUUUUUUUUUUUUUUUUUUCUCUCAUUAUUAUUACUUGAUAUGUGGGUAAUUUACUCAUCAUUUACUCAUGUUUAUUUGCAGUUAAAAGUAUCUUGAAAAUUGGUUUUCUUGGGGAGCAGGAAUGGAAAGUGAAUUAUACUUUUAAGUAUUUCUUAUUGUGAAAAUAGUUUGAGAAUCUGGACUUCUUGAAAUCCAAACAGCAUUUUGGAAUUAAUUAGAUUUAAAUUCCAAGGCACCACUGUACUUUGCUGGCUCUUUGAAUGAUCUCAGUAUCAGUGUUAAAAGUUGAAAAUUUCUUAUAGGUUGUCCAUGUUUAUCCAUUUUGCAUGAUCUUAUUACUCUCAAUUUCAUUCACUAACAAAUUGCUUUUAUAUGAAACUACCCACAGAAAAGUGGAUAUUUAAAUUGUUGUUCCAGCAUAUUUCUAAUAUUAUCUAUAUUGUACAGACUCUGGAAAAAUAUAAUUAAGCCUAUUGCUACAUGGUAAAGAAUUUAGUUGGAGACAUUUGCUAAAAGUAACCUGGUCUCCUCACAAAUAGAGCAGAAUGAACCAAGCAGAGAGGCUGGAUGUAUGAAGAAACAUCUUCUAACCCAUCAUUGGCCAAGAAAAGGAUUGCAAUCUUCAUGAGAAUUGGACAUAGUUGAUAGGAAAUGAUGAUUAAUGACAAUAGUAUCUUCAAAAUCCUACUAGAUACAUCAUAUCCUGCAAGUUAAGAUACAUGCAUUGGGAUAUGAUAGUUCAAGUAAUUAUAAAUCAAAAAUACUCUAUACACUUAUGAUGUGCCUUGCUUCAUUUUGUAAGAAAUUAAUGUGUAAGUUGUGUGUUGCGGGAUCUACUCCCCUGUGUGGGGCUCUCAGCUGUAUUAUUAAAUUCCCCUUUCCCUUGCCAUCCCCAUCCCUAUCCAAGGGCGUGUAGUAGAUGAGAACAAUCCUGUCCCUUUCCUGUGCCCGGGGUUCACCACAGUGGCCAAGAUUAAUGUUGGUAGCCCUUUCAAACCAACAAUUCUGAGAAAUGAGAUAAUGAAUGCAUUCUUCACUUACAUUUUCAUUAAUAUACAUUAUAUAAUGUAAAAUAAUGCAUAAAGUUGAUGAUCUACAAGUAAAUAGCAAAUGAAAAAAUCAGAUAUAUUGGUGACCUUGAAAAUCACUUGCAGGAGUAUGAGUUGCCAGUUAUGCCACGCUGGGUGGUUUAUACAUUUAUAUACACCAUUGUCUCAUGUUUCCCAGUCAUGCUCUCUAUCACACUUUGCUAUACACUCUGCAAACAAGAGAUGCUCACUUUUAUGGGCAGUGUGCGUGUGUGUUCUUUGAGGAGCUGCACUUCAUUGUCUGGUAGGAUGUUCUCCCAAUACUUUCUCUCUCUCUCUCUCUCUCUCUCUCUCUCUCUCUCUCUCUCUCUCUCUCUCUCUCUCUCUCUCUCUCUCUCUCUCUCUCUCUCUCUCUCUCUCUCUCUCUCUCUCUCUCUCUCUCCAUAGAAGUCUUCACCUUCCUACAUUCUUCUCUUCAUUCUCUUCUUCCUUUUUUUCACAUCUUGCUUUUCUUCAUUCCCCCUUUCCAUAUCAGAUUCCUUCACUCCUUUUUGACAUCCAUAUAUGUAUUCCCUCUCACUGAUUCUUUCUUUCACUCAUGAAAUUCUCUCUCUCUCUCUCUCUCUCUCUCUCUCUCUCUCUCUCUCUCUCUCUCUCUCUCUCUCUCUCUCUCUCUCUCUCUCUCUCUCUCUCUCUCUCUCUCUCUCUCUCUCUCUCUCUCUCUCUCUGCUUUAUGUAAACAUCCAAAAUUUGUAGUGUCUGCCUUUACAACCCUAAUUUUCUCCACUACCACAUUUUUUGUUAUGUACAGGAUGGCUUCUACCCAGCCAAUCAUGAAGAAUUGCCAGAGGUCUCCUACUUUUAACAAAAAACUCGAGGGCAUUGUUAUAAUAUUUGAAGCUUUCAUGACAGCAUGAAUAAGUUGCCAUUGAUCACUAGUUGAAGUGAAGCCCAGCGCAAAAAUUCAAAACACACCAUGAAAAAUUUACGAUUACUUAAGCAAUUGCCGCGUCACGGGACAUGAGAGACUUGAUUAUACAAGUGAUUGCUGCGGUUUAAGGGUUUAAAGGAAAUAGUUGGCAAAUGGCAGCUUAAUAUUUGUAUGUGUCAGUGAAGAAAAUGUACAAGGUAACAGCAAUGUGGUGGUUAUUAAACGCUACUUUUUAAACAUACAUAUGGCAAUUCACUGCAACUGUCACCCCUUCAACAGUUGACAUCUUGCCACUAAAAUGACAGGGCCUCAUCAAUCAGCUGACUGCCAAAGCACAUCUUUUUGCUGUGGUGAAAAUGCCUUUUACAUUCAGUAACAUUGAGUAUUUGGACAUGAUAUUCAUGUGAUGAUAUUCAUGCUAUAUUCAUAUAUAUUCAUAUUCAUGACAUGGUAUUAAUUCUGUGAUAGGAAUGCCUGGGCUGCAGCAGUAGAAUACAGAUUCAAGUGACCCAGACAGAAGGCAUCCUGUUAGUAGAGAAAUCUACAGAAUGUAUCAGCAUCUCCAUGAGAGGAUGUUUCCCCGGUACCUUUGCAACAGCUCAACGUAUUGGAGAAGCUCAAGAUGGUAUCAUCCAGUUGACAACAUAAAGCCCUACCAUCAGUACAAGAAUACAAAUACAAAUACACAAAUACAUAAAGGGUCAAAAUUCAUAAAACAGCACAAUUUGACAUCGCUUAGAAAAAAUAUCACAUAAUCUAAAUGGCAUUUGUAAGAAUGUUGGGAACACCAGGCUGUCAUCAUGAAGCUGGUGAGUUGCCAUGCAUGUUUAAAAAGUAGCAGUUAACCACCACUGUAUUGCUGUUACCUGUACAUUUUCAUCACUGGGAAAUACAAAAAUUAAAUUUGUUAUCUGCUAACUAUUUCCUGUAAGAUCUGACUGCAUAGAUUGUACUAAGAAAAUUCUCACUUAAUGCCAUGCGGCACCACUAGAGUACAUAGGGAGCUGAGGAAAAGGAAAGAAGACAUAGACUCACCCAGGCAAGUAGCUCCUGCAGCACAGAACUUACAAAUUAAUUUCUUGCAAAAUAAAGCAAAAUAUAGCAUAUAUGUAAAGAGUAUUUUUGACAUAGAAUUACAUGAACUAUCAUAUCCCUAAGUACGUACCUUAACUUGCAGGACACUUUGUGUACUAGCAACAUGCAGUGUCCAUGCUAAAUCAGUGAAAUAUCAGUUCAUUUUCUGAUGCAGGAUUCUCUCACUGAUAAAUGAGUUAGAGAAACUAUUUCCUUUCCCAGAAUGGUAACCAAUAUAUGGAUGUACUUGAGAAAAAUCUGCUCCUUUAUUUAGAGAUCACAUCAGUGACUGGUUCAUGCAUAUGUCAUACAGUGGGCCCUGCAAUAAUGAAAAAAAGUAAUUGAUUGCUAUGGAUAGAAUAUAAAUAAAAAAUAACAGAUGAUGAGGAAAG